GGAAACUGAAAUCAAUCUGUUACUCACACCUGCUGCGGUUCCCUUAACUUGGCUUUCUUCUUCCUCCUCAUCCUCCUCCCACCAGGCAGCGAAGACCUGUGGCAGUCACGUGGGCGUUCUUUACCCUUGCAUAAAUCCAGUGAAGCGUUAGCGUCUUCUUUAGUGUUUCUUCCUGGAAGUUGCUUAUUCUCGAGAAAGGAAAUGUUACUGGGAGCGCAAACCGCUGCCUCCGAGAUGAAUUCCCAGAAGUAGCAGAUGGCUCGUCUCCAGAACUUAGACGGGAAGGCUCUGCGGCUCGCAUGCCUCUUCGCGUUCACCUGCUUUGGCUUGCGGCUCGCGCAGAGCGGGCACGAGCAGGUGCGAGAGUACGGCUUCGAGAUUAACCUGAUUCAUAAUGACUCCAGUGAAAAGAAUCUAACUACAAGCCUUCAGAAUGCGAAGUUAAGUCUGUCGACCAUUGAGUACUGUGCACCAUAUCAAGACUGUCAGGCACGUGUCAGACUCAAAGUUCACCUUUGUAUUAAAGGCAUCGCCAAUGUGCACAAAUUUCUGGCCCAUUUCCUAGAGGUGCAAACCAACAGACAAUGGCUGGAUUGGUGGGGAAGCCUAAUCAACAGUAUGUGGUCUUAUACAGUUCAAACAUAUGACCCUGGCAGAAAGGCGACAAGUCAUCCAGAGAUGAACGAAUCAUUUCACAGUAUGAAAAGACCGAGUGCAUGGGAGCUCAGGCGCGACUGUUUUGUGGCACAUGUACAGAACCAAGGCACCUACAAUUUGGAAAAGCUGGAGGAAGGACCAGUGUUUGGGUAUAUAGUGGACAAGAGCAACAGGACAGUCACGGUCUCUGUAUAUCCAGGCCCGCCUGUCAAGGCCCGUCUUUGCUACAAACAGCGCUUCAUGUGUGAUGAUCUGGAGUCUCCUGCGAUCACUCUGAUCAAUACUUCAUGGGCUGUCACGGCUACUCUUCACUUCAGUUUUGCCCUUCCCUGUCUAUGUGUUGAGGUUUUCUACCUGCAAUCUGAUGCAUUACGCCAGCAAGUGAUGAUCUUCCAAGACUACAUCUUGCCCUCUGGACAUGACUUCAUGCACUCCAGCACUUUUAAGGUUAGCCAUCACUCAGAAGAUGAAAUGAGCCUCACCAUUUACUCCAAGUGCUCACUGAAUCCUUCUGUCUCCCUAUGCUGGAGGGAAGACAGAUCUGUUGGAAUUCUUUGUCAAGAGUUUGCCCACUCCACCUUGGCUGGCUCAGACGACUCGGUCUACAGGGUAACUGGAAUUGACAAACACCCUCAAAUGUGCUUUAAGGUGUCCUUUGCUGGAAGUGACCGUAUUGAGUGCCCACAUAAUAUAGAGCCAGUAUGGAAUGUGGAAGUCACCACAGAGUACCUGCUCUUCCAUCUUUAUAUUGACACCAGCAUCCUUGCGUCAUUUAACGCAGUGCUAUGCAGCAGACAGCUCAGUAAUGACAGCUGUGAGCCAGUGGUGCCAGUGCAUACCAUCACAAAGUCACUUACAUCUGAAAACAAGACACUUCAUAUGGUCCUGAAUGCUCCAGUUCAAGGGUUAUGUGUGCAGAUUUGGCGGUCAGAUGUUCCAUUUGCUGGAAACAGAACAAUAUGUCCUGAUUGUACAAAAGGGAGAUUAGGCCUCAUAGCCUCCUUGUUGAUGAUUGGGGUCAUCAUGAUACUGAUCGGCUUCUUGUUCAGCUAUGCAUGGAUACAGAGCUACCUCUCGGCCACAAACUGGACGGACAUCCCUUUGCUACUGGUUUAUUCAGCCGACUCUGAAGAAUAUGUGUCACUGAUCUGCACUUUGGCCUCUCUCCUGCGAGAACAGUUCUGUUGUCAAGUGCGGUUGGACUGUUGGGAUCAUGCAGGCUUGGCUCAGCUUGGACCAUUACCGUGGCUGUACAGGCAGCAGCAAGUAAUCAAGAAUCAACAUGGUCGCAUUUUGCUAGUCUGGAGCCAGGGAAGCCAGACCUUGUAUGAAAACUGGAAGAAAAGUUCAAGAUAUUUAGAGUGGCCAGUAGCCGGUUUGGACACUGGGGUUAUUUUUCAGGCAGCUCUAGCUUGCAUCCAUAGUGACUUGCAAAAGGGAGCAGGAACAGAAUAUUCUCUGCUUUAUUUUUCUAGGCUAUAUAAUAAAUAUUCUCUCCCAGAGGUCUUCAAACAAAUUCCACAGUAUAAUCUCUCUGAGCAACUUGGUGAACUGCUAAUGGACAUCCAAGGAAGAGCAUUUUCUAAAAACAGUUGCCUGAAAAUAACCGCUGGAAUACUCACGUAUAGAGUUGCACAUUCUGAUAUUGGCCAGAAACUGAAGGAAAGGACAGAAUUGUGCUCGGCCUUACUGGAUGGAAAAAAGGUUAAGGAAACCAAAGGAGUGCCGGAAUGUAACCAAUCAGAUCGUCCUUUGAUCAGCAGCAGCAAAAAAGAAAUCAUGGACAAAAUGACAGUAAUAUAGUACUGAUUUACAACUAAAGCGGAGAUUAUAUUCUGGGCAUAUCUAUCCUGCAAGUGAACAUUUAAACAGAAGCCUCAGAAAUUUUGACAUACUCAUUUUUUUAAAGGAAUGCAAUGUGACAGGAUAAGUGAAUCAGGAAAUCUAACGUCUUGGCAGUACAUCUUACAAUAAUGCAGGAUAUCUGUGGUGAACUGAAUAACUUGUAAGCUGGUUAAGCAGUGAUGUCUCAGUACAUGCAUUUAAAUGAUUAGGCUCAGAUUAGUAUAAUUUGCCAUCUACUGUAAGUUUACAAGAUAAUAUGGCUACUGUUUUUCAGGAUGGGGCAGUGGUGAGCACUGCUUCCUCACACCUCUAGAGCUACAGAUUCAAUUCUUAUCCUGUGCACUGCCUGCGUGGCAUUUGCACAUUUUCCCAAUAUCUUUGGGUUUUCGUUUCACAUCCUGAUGAAGUGCAGCUUAGCUUAACUAGCCCAGUAUGAGUGUGCGUCGUAUGUGAUGGACUGGGCCCUGUCUAGGACUGCUGCUCGGAUAGGCACCAGCACCACACAACCAUGCUUUGGCUGGUAUUUCUAGGAGUGGAGUCCUCUGGAAUCCAAAUAAACACAAGGGUUGGAACAGAUUUUUAUUUACAUGUGCCAAAAAAAUAUUUAUAUAAUGUCUACAAGCAGAGCUUGUAUUGUUAUUUCACUAUUGUACAUCAGGGCUAAACUAAGAUGAUAUUUAUUAUUUUAUAUGUGACUUUUUUCUUUUAUUUCUAAUAUAUUAAAUUUUAGAAGUGGAAGAUUGUACAAA
This is a messenger RNA of Erpetoichthys calabaricus (reedfish), 3251 nucleotides long. It is a transcript of the gene il17re, whose product is annotated as interleukin-17 receptor E. NCBI's taxonomy places the organism in Eukaryota, Metazoa, Chordata, Cladistia, Polypteriformes, Polypteridae. The transcript is spliced from 17 exons. Gene Ontology annotation, molecular function: interleukin-17 receptor activity. Bases 256 to 2460 code for a protein of 734 amino acids. The record is from RefSeq and is a predicted model, not a curated record.